Phytophthora nicotianae INRA-310 is the source of this 309-nucleotide messenger RNA. RefSeq lists its product as hypothetical. The transcript has a single exon. Bases 1 to 309 code for a protein of 102 amino acids. Lineage: Eukaryota; Oomycota; Peronosporomycetes; Peronosporales; Peronosporaceae. The record is from RefSeq and is a predicted model, not a curated record.
AUGGAGACAAUCUCGAUUGAGACCUUAUUGGACGAGUCAGACAUUUUGUUCAUUCAGACGUCAUCUGGAGAGUACCACGAGCCCGAUAAUGGCAUUGAAGAGAAUACAGAGCAGUCUGCCUACGAGGAAAACACUCAACAGAAGAUGAACGCAGUCCGCAGUGUUAUCUUCAUGGUUGGUGACCAUCCAGACUUGGAGGACGAGCUUAUGUUGCCUCCAGAGCAAAAUCCGUCAGCAACUAAGAUUGGAAAGGAGACAUCGAUGAAUCAGACUUCUAUCUUCUUUUUUUUUAAUGAUGAGGAGCUCUAA